UCGGCACCCCUCAGAAGAGCAUGCUGUAUGACACUUGGCUUAUGUGUGUUUGCUGGUUGUGUGUGCUAGCUGGUUUACGGAUGGUAAAUACAUCGAGGCCGGCUUAUUACGACUCCGGUUCCAAAGGAAGUUGGUUGACCAGUGAGGAGAUUCGGAAGGCAAGGGCGAGGUGGAAAGCGGCGAUGAUGAUGAAGACGACAGAUGACGAGGACCUUGUCCUUCCUAACGAUAACGGAAGUGGGAUGAUGCAAAAAGAUGGAGGAAACCAUCAUUUAACACGUUAUACGGGUUCAGUAUCAAGAUUACAUUCGUCGACGUGCUGCCGACUGGGACGAGUUUCGGCUACACGAAGGAAGCCAUGUCAUAGCGGGUAUUACACCAACCAGUUAAAAGUGAAGCUCCGGCGAUACCGCUUAUAUCGUUAUAAACAGAGGUUAAAACUCCUAAGGAGUCGUUACGGCAAUAAAUACAGACAAAAUAUUAUGGAUAAGUACCAAAAAUGUGCGCUACGUCGUCACAGUCGAUUCCAAAAAUGUUGUAACGCCGUAUAUUAUCAUAAGAAACGACGACAUAGAAACUGGCGCAUGUACGCUAGAUACCGGAACUCUCUUUUUAAACGGAAGCGCCGUCGACACUAA
Molecule: messenger RNA, 638 nt
Organism: Ylistrum balloti
Lineage: Eukaryota; Metazoa; Mollusca; Bivalvia; Pectinida; Pectinidae
Exons: 3
Coding region: 21-638 (205 amino acids)
Source: RefSeq, a predicted model, not a curated record